AUGAUUUGGCUUGCGGUGCUCUGUGCGGUGGUCAGUUUCCUUCUGCUGACGUCACUGCCCAACCGAUGGCACAGCGACGUGGAUCUGUCGCCGGUGGUCACUCCCGUGGCUGGAGUCAAUGAUACGUCGGGUUAUAAAGGCCUAGAUCAGCAGGUACGCAGUCUUGAGCGGUUCAAACGGCUUUCCCCCGAGACGCGGUGUCGAGCCUAUUUUGAAAGACUAGCGCCGUUGCCUACCAGUUUUGAACUGAUUGAUAAUGUCACCGAAGUGAUUACCGCCACUCGGAUCUAUAACCGAUGCUAUCUUGAUGGUUAUAGUCUGGAAAAGCCACUGCGGGGACUCGAAAAGACCGUCUACCCGUGGAUCACCGGGAAAGUGCCCCACGUGGAGAACUGGCAACGAGAAGUGGUCAGGGAGUUUCCUCCGGUACCAACCGAUGAAACGUUUUGGCCUCAUUGGCUUAACCAGACCGAGGGGAGAGGUAUUGUCAUUACUCUUGGUGACCGCCACAUGCACGACUUGGCGGGGCUUAUCCGAGUGCUCAGAGUGCUUAACAACACGUUACCCAUCGAAGUGGUCAAUUACGAGCCGAUUUCUAACUAUACCACCCAGUUAAUCGCCUAUCUUGCCACUACUAGUGAUGUCCAGGGCACUCAACAAAGAGUAUCAUUUGUCAAUGCUACCGCCUCGAUAAACCCUAAAUUGGAACACCAGCUAAACGGGUGGGGGCGUAAGACGCUUGCCGUAUUAUUCCUGACAUUUUCCGAGGUGAUGCUUUUAGAUUGUGAUACAGUAUUUGUACAACAGCCACACAAAUUGUUCGACCAUCCGGGGUACGGUGAAACCGGCACGUUAUUCUUUUUAGACAGACUGACGAAUGUGGUGAGAGACAAACACGUGAUGCCCAACUUACAACGGCUGGCACCGCUGGUGUGGGACCAAGUUGCCUUUGAUAUUCCUCCCUGGACCAACCGCACUUAUAAUACCAGUUAUUACAAAUAUGGCCACAACGAGAGGCUUGAAGCUGGCGUGGUGCUUGUGGAUAAGAAACGCAAAUUCUCGCUGAUGUUGAUGACGGCUCAGGGGUUCCGAACCAACCCGUUAACUCAAUGGUCUCACGGAGAAAAGGAAUACUUCUGGCUUGGCCCUACUUUAAAUGGUGACGAAAGCUAUAGCUGGGCGGGAGACCGGGCGGGGAUGAUUGGUCCUCGAAUUUCUGGUGACGAAAGAACCCACCCUCACGAAGAUAUCGUCGAAGUGUGUGGCAUGCAAGUGGCUCAUUUCAUCAAUAAGGAGUUAUUCUGGUUUAACGGUGGGUUCCACGCUAAGGGAGCCAAUAUGAAAGGCGAUUGGACCGAGGAAAUGUGGACUGACCGUGAACGGUAUAAGGAUUUGAAUUUAGAGGAAUUUAUUGAGGCUGGAAAACGUCCGUUUAAAAUUACUCACGGUUUAAUCCCUCCCCACGAUAUCGAAAGAGGCGGCGAGAAAGUGAUGUUUGCCUAUAAUGAGGAUAAUUACCCCAAUGCUGGCCUCCGCAUUUCGUAUAAGCCGUGGCUCUGGUGCGGUUAUUCAGUGCUGGGCAGUGGCGACAAUAGCAUGUAUGGUACUGUUAUUGAGAUGACGGAAGACCAGACCCGGUGGUACGAUUUUAUCGGUAGAGUCUGGGACGACAAGUACGUGCCCAAGAACUAA
Diutina rugosa is the source of this 1692-nucleotide messenger RNA. RefSeq names its product alpha-mannosyltransferase. Gene Ontology annotation, molecular function: alpha-1,3-mannosyltransferase activity. Gene Ontology annotation, cellular component: Golgi apparatus. Gene Ontology annotation, biological process: protein O-linked glycosylation. The transcript has a single exon. The coding region runs from base 1 to 1692 and encodes 563 amino acids. NCBI's taxonomy places the organism in Eukaryota, Fungi, Ascomycota, Pichiomycetes, Serinales, Debaryomycetaceae. The record is from RefSeq and is a predicted model, not a curated record.